AUGAUCUCAAAUCCAAGGGCAGGGCGGCGAUUCGGAGAAAAGCUGCUCCUCGCGGCCUCUCGGGGCCAGGCGGCGGCGUAUUUACCCGCAAUCAGCUCAUCCCCGGCCGCGUCCCCCUCGCGCGCCUCCACCGCGACGCGGCCGACGCAGAGAGGGCCCGCGCGAGCGAGCGAGCGACUAGGGGGCCGGGGACGUGCGAGUCGGGCCGUGUGCGCGCUGCCAACCAGUCAGGAAGUGCCCGGGAACAUCCCGAGCGGCCCGCCGCUCUCCGCCUCCCGGCAGCCGCCGCCGCCGCCGCCGCCGCCGCCGCUAAGAGUGGCCAGGAGCCCCGGCGCUGCAGCCCCCUCUCCGCCGCGCUCUCUGGGCAGGGCAGCUGUCGCCUCCUGCUGCUGCUGCUCCUCCUUCUGGCCGACAGUGGCUUAG
Enhydra lutris kenyoni (northern sea otter) is the source of this 423-nucleotide messenger RNA. Its product is annotated as proline-rich protein 36-like. The record is from RefSeq and is a predicted model, not a curated record. Bases 1 to 423 code for a protein of 140 amino acids. The transcript has a single exon. NCBI's taxonomy places the organism in Eukaryota, Metazoa, Chordata, Mammalia, Carnivora, Mustelidae.